AGGGGCGCCUUAAUGUAGAAACUAUCGUACAGAUAAUCGCGAUAUCACAGCUCGAAUGAGUAAACAAGUCUAUGUAAAUUCAUAUAAUUAAUAUAGGUACCGCUUUCACUGUACGCGUUUACUAAUUUAAGUCUUAUCAAGCAGUAUGUUUUUCUUGUCACAAGCUAUUCAAAUUAACAAAGCCGAAUUGCAAUCGAACCAAGCGUUACAAGCAAGCAGAGCGAAAUUAUUCUACGGAUAUGGAUAUAAAUCAUAUGCUUUAUCUAUUGACAAACGAGACCUAUCGUGGGAACUUAUACAGGAUGUUUUUGCGUAGAGCAUGAAAACAAUGCGUCAAUAGCACUUACCGAUCGCAGAAGUUUUUCAGUUUGAAAUCGGUGGUGCAUAUUAACAGCCGCUUAAUACGGAUAUACCAACAACACUCAACAAAUUACAAAUAUGGGAUAUUGGUCAGAACUGUUGGCUUGGAUAUUAAGAGAUCCUGGAAAACUGAUACGCUAUUUAGUGCUUUUUGUGUGCUCCGUUAUUGUUAUUGUGCAGCUGUCGGAAUGUUUUACCAAACUGUAUAGUCCACCGAUAUCAACUCACUCAUAUUUUAGUCUAAACGAUACUGUAGAAAUGCCAGCUGUCACCAUAUGCCGCGAUCCACCAUACAAAGAAGAUGUGCUAAAUAGUAUGUCGGGAGGGACAUGCCCGCAUCCAAAAUAUGUAACCUGUUGGAAUGAUUUCCCUUUCAAUGAAUUGGAACUAGAUGAUUUUUUUAUGAACUCAACCUUCGACUUAGAAGAAACCUUACUAGGGGAACAAUAUGGGCUCAAUGGUCUGCCUGAGAAUUUAGAAAUCAAAAGCAACUUACAUUUCUACAUGGGGCGCUGUUACACGUUGAAGCCUAAAAUAGAUUUAAAACGUACUACUCGUACUUCUGGUUAUUCUCUAAUGCUUACGCACCACAUCGUGUCGGGAUCGAGCAUGGAAAUGACGCUGGAAAAAAAUCCAGGAUGGCACAUUUAUAUACAUGACUAUCGCCAUGAAUUUACAGAACUCAAUUUGAAAGGUACCGCACGGACGGAGUAUAUUUUCGCUGAAAUUGAUGAAGAAAUUGAAAUAAAGCUUCAAAGCCAACAAUUCAGAAACAUUGAGUCCAGAGACACGCCUUGCUCCGCUACACCAGAAUACAGCGACAUGAAGUGUGCUGAAUUAUGUGUUUUCGAAGAUUUAGUUACAAAAACCAACUGUACAGGUCCUUGGAUGGCCGGUAUAGCGCAGCAGCCAUGCAAGACCAAUAUGUCAAUGCGAAACCUUAUAAAGGAUUAUGGAAUAUACUAUGAGAGCGAUGACGACAUUGAAUGCGAUUGCAAGCGACCUUGUGAUGCGCGUAUUUAUUCGACAUUUAUACAAAGCAGAAAAAAGCUUUAUUCAGGACAACAAUAUACACAAGUGUGGAUUUAUUAUUCAACAAAAUUAGUUUCGCAGAUGGUGGAAGAGCGCCCCAGCUAUGACACUACUCAAUUCAUCGCAGACAUCGGUGGAUCAUUGGGAUUUCUGUUAGGCCUCUCUGUGCUGGGCUUAAUCGGCAUAUUGGAACAUCUAACCUUAUUUUUCUGCGGGGGCUUAAUUAAAAAACAAUUAGAACACGAGAAACAGUUGCAAGAUGAAGCAGAACGCCAGUCACAAAAUAGUGAUACUACAGAUACUACCGAUACAACGGAUACAACUCUGGAAAUAACCACAAUAUCUAAACAAAUGGAAAUGAAAUAUAGGGACGAAUAAAUUCUUGAGUUGCAUUAAAUGACCUUAUUUCCUUUUAGUAUAGUAAUUAUAAUAAUUACUAUGAUAAUUUAGUAUAUCUGUAAUAGUUAAGUAAGUUUAAUAAUUUGUAAUAAAACUGUACGCGCUAUUUGGUAUUUCGCAUUAACUAAACUUGUGACUCCAUCUCUGUCGUCAAAUUUGUUUACAUUUUUCUGUCACACUAAUAAAACAACUGUGCAAGAAGCUUUAACAUAAUAUUUUUGUUAUCAUUCCUCCUUUAGUUUAUUGACUACGUUUUCUUUUAUAUCCUAAAUAUUUAUAUUAGAAUCAACCCAAUUUGACAAACAACUCAACAAUUACCAACUUAUUUUAGUUCGACACACCUUUAACAAUUUUAGUCAAUGGUGUUCACGGAGCAACUUCUCUUUUAUCAAGUAAUACAUAUAAUUGGGUCAUAUUAUUUUAUAUAAGCUGUUUUCGAUUCGCCAUAUUGCGUUAUUUUCUUUUGUGAAAAAAGACUUUUUUCAAGUUGAAAUAAAAAAAAAAUGUGUACUGUAAUUUUUGUAUAAUUUGUUCUUUUAGACAUUGUAAAUUAUCAAUAGUACUGAACUUGGUUGCAUUUGACUAUAAAUA
This is a messenger RNA of Zeugodacus cucurbitae (melon fly), 2382 nucleotides long. RefSeq names its product acid-sensing ion channel 4-A (gene ppk17). Gene Ontology annotation, molecular function: ligand-gated sodium channel activity. The coding region runs from base 439 to 1770 and encodes 443 amino acids. The record is from RefSeq and is a predicted model, not a curated record. The transcript has 9 exons. Gene Ontology annotation, cellular component: membrane. Gene Ontology annotation, biological process: sodium ion transmembrane transport. Lineage: Eukaryota; Metazoa; Arthropoda; Insecta; Diptera; Tephritidae.